GAGCGAGAGCAAGCAAGACCUGGACUGGGCCAGGACCAAGACCGAGCAAGACAAGACCUUAGACCAAGACACAAACACCCCGUCAUCAUCACCACCACCACCAGCCGCCUUCUUCCCCUCUGGCUACCUCCGACUCUUUUUAUUUUCUAGGCUCUUUUUAUUAACGUUUCUACGGCACUUGUCCUCCUCGAGGCGUCUCGGCUUGGGUCUACUUAUUCUCUUGGGAUCGGCUCGUUUUUCCCACUUCGACAUUGCCUUUCCUCAGCCCAUUCUAUCUUCUAUUCGUCCACUCGAUUUGUUCUUGCAUUCAAUCCACUCCAAUCCAAUCAUCCUCCAGGCUGCGCCCACUUCCUCGACCCUGACGUCUCCCACCUCUUACUCCUGAGCAUUGCUUCUCUUUUAAUGACGUUCCGAUCACGAUUUGAAUGAAAGACUUACAAGCAUUCGACCGACUGUCCUUCGCCAACGCUCGUCUUCUCUUUCUAUCUGACGGUGCCCGAUCAAGCGCAUCUGUCUGUUUGCGGCAUCACCACCACCACCACGGUCGCCUGAAUUAGUCUUUCGUCUCAGCCCCCGCCUCCGUUGUUGGCGACUGUUCUUUCAUAAUCGUCAGGAUGAUGAGCUUCGAUGGUGGCACAGCUUACGCCGAGUCCGACGCCGACGACGAAUACGAGCGAAGCAUGGGCGACCACUCUCCUAUCACCAACUCUGAGGCUUCCCCCAUAGACUCCGAGCUCUCGACCUCUGCAGAGCAUACUCCUACUACAUACGGGCACCGCAGCAGUGCCGACCGUCUCCCAGAAACCAUCAUCACCGAAUGGACCGUUGAGGAAUGUGCUGAUUUUAUUGGCACCAUUGGUCUUCAACAGUAUGCCGAUCGCUUUAUAGAAAACGAGAUUGUUGGCGAGGCCCUGGUAGCGUUACAACAUGAUGAUCUCAAGAGCAUGGGCAUUGCUAGCGUGGGACAUCGCCUAACGAUCCUCAAAAGCGUAUAUGAUGUCAAAAGGGCUCAAGAUGUCCCCAUUGAGAGCGACCAUUACCUACCCCUAUCCGCCGACGCCGAAGCGCAAUAUGCUACCGCAACUAUCAAGGACAUCAAACAUCUUGUCGAACAAUUCCGUCUCCGCGAUGAACGCAUGAACCUACUCGAGCAGGAUCUGCGACGAAUGACAGAAGAUUUCAGACGAUUGCGAGAGGAUAUGCUCCCGGCCUUGCGCUUGGUCAAGGAUGCGCAGCAGCCGUUGCCCAACCUGAGUGGUAACAGCCAGCAGGCCUACGGCUACGAAACAACCAUAUCGCCCCCCGCACCAACACCACCCCCAGGCUCGAGUCAAUCUGGAAGCUCAGUCAAGCGACAAUAUUCUACCCGCAAGAUUCUCAUCGGAGCUACACCAAAGAAUGCAUCACCCACUCAAUCUACGCACGAGAGGUCAAUAGCGGAGACUGCGUUGGACCCCGCAAGUGCUGCAGAGCGAGCUGUCCUAUCGUCUUCCCAUCUUGCAGCUAUGAACGGAGGUGGCCAGGGCUCGUCCUCCCCUUCGUAUCCCUCACCCAACAUACCCUCCCCGACAUCUCCUCAGACCCACAUGUCCGCUACGACCCUCGCCUCUCGAUCCUACCGCAGUGAAGCACCGACACCCUCCACACGAACCACCUUCAACGACGAAGGUCACACCAACGCAGUCUAUGCCUCCCGCGAAAAGGCACCGCAAGGGCCGCCCCGCCGACGAGAAACCCCUGUACCUGAUACACCCAGUCAGAGCAAUGCUUCAGUCGAGAUCUUCAAAUCUUUCCGUGUCAGUAUGGAAGACCCCUGCUACAAGGUUCUUCCUGCUGCGCUGAAAAAGUACCAGAUCAACGCUCCAUGGGACCAGUAUGCUCUCUAUAUUGUGUACGGCGAUCAGGAACGUUGUCUGGGCCUUGAGGAGAAGCCAUUGAUUCUGUUUAAGCAACUGGAUAAGGAAGGCAAGAAACCCAUGUUUAUGCUACGAAAGACAACAACAGCACCUUUAGAUGGAGAACCAGGAAGCGCUGGGCUGGGCAGCACCUCAAGAGGGGCACCAACAGGCUACGAUCCCCCAGGAGGAAUCAUCUAAACUCUACUCAGAAUCGGUGCCUCAUGGUGGAGUUUCCCAACGAUCCAAGCACAAAGUAUCGGACGGCGCCUACCGAAACCCGAGUCCAUUCGAGUGGUGAGCACGAGACGCAUUCUGUACGUCAGACAUGCAGGGUCGACACAAACCACCACCUACAAGGCCGUACGAUGCUGGACCAAGGUCUAGAUGCGUUUCUUGGAAGUGGGACAAGGCAAGAGUCGGCAAACCUGUAGAGGUGUCUGCAUGACGUUUGGUGAUGUUUGUUUCAGUGGGUCAGCGUUUCUGAGCUGAGGUGGUGAACCUGAAACACCAGCCAUGGGCUAUUAUGGGGCAGAACGCCAGACAGUGCUCUGGCCUACCCGCGUUUGUCUUGGGCUGAAUCACAUUAUUGACAGAUUCGGAAACUAAGAGGGGAGGCUUGUUUGAAGACCAGGGUUUAGAGAGUUGCAGGGCUGGGCAACUGAAGAUUUCCGACCGGAGGGAGAGCUUAGAGCAACUCGCUUCCUCGGCUGGUUCCACUCGAAGCUACAUAUUUGCUUUUGUCAAAGGGAUGCUCAUUGAGGCAGGACGUUGCUGUGGAAGUGAACGAUCAAGCCACGGGCAUCCAUGCGCAUGCAGCAUUUUUUUUUUUUUUUUCAUCAAAUUCAUCAUGGGGACAUUGCGGUUUACGGCGUUUGAAAAGUCGACUAAAGUUGGGUGUUAUUCUGCAAGAAGCGGCGGGAAUGUUCAUCGUCGUUCUAUUUUUGGGGCUUGCAUCUUAAUUUCAGCGCAACACAGCACAGCACAGCACGGUACAGAACAGAACAUGAAGGAAGGGUUGGUAAUCAUGGGCGAGAAGCACGGGUUGGAUCAGGACAGGUCAAUGUACAAACAGUGUUAGGGCUAAAGGAGCCAGAAUCUUUGUGAGUCGGAUCUUGUGGACAUUGCCUUGCAUAAGAGCAUAUGCUGGCGGUUGAUAAGAGUUGGACAUGAUGUUAGAGCUUUGUGACAACAAACAGACUCUUGUGUGGAGUAGAACAAGAGUAAUCUUUUCGAAGUUGAAGUUGAUAGACAACGAGCAUGUCUUUCUUUCAUGGUAUCUCUUCCGAGCACAUUUCUUAUCCAAUAUCAAGCCCUGGAUGUGAAGGUGGGUUCUGGCUCCCACUUCACAUACCAUUGCCACUCCUCUGUAAAGUCUUCCCUCUUGCUCGCUUCAACCUCUUCGACGAACGCAACCACCGCUUCCAAUGGCACUCCCCUCCUCAUGCGCGUCUUGUCAUCCCAGCUUGAAUGCACGCCUACCAAUGCCCUGGUUUUCCGAUCAAACAAUGCUGCACCGCUAUGUCCCCAGUACGUCCAGCAGCUAUGCUUAAGAGCGCCGAUCUCACUGUUAUCCUGCGGAUCUUGAUUCUUAUUUAGGCCACGGAAAGUCCCCUCGGUAAGAACGAGUGUGUCGUACUCUGUCUUUACACCACUGCGUUCAGCCUCGAGGUCCUCGGAGCCCGGAUGGCCGAUGCAUAUUAGCUCAGUGUUGAACUUGGGAGGCGAGGUUGCGAUACGGGCACGGGGAAACGGCCGGUGAGGAAGCUCGGCUUUGUCGAUCUGAAGUAAAGCGAGAUCGCGUAUUGGAUCCCAAGCUACCACUUUCGCUGAAACAACCUUUCCAUCUGAUGAUAAGAGGACGUGUGAUGCAUCAGCUGUUAGCUCAGAGGGUUCUUCUGCAACGCAGUGUGCGCAGGUGAGGAGGACCCCAUCGGGCGAGAUGCAGACUGCAGUUCCAGCCUCUGACUGUGCAAAGACAAAUGUUGCGGCUACUGUAUCAAGUCCCUUUGGACUUGAGAUGAAAGGUCGGAAAGCAUCUCGGGGAAUAGGAAUGGUGUGAGAGGUCAGCCAGUUGCGUUUAAAGAUGAGGGCAUUGUGGUGCUCUUUUGAGAGGCCAAGGCUAGAUAAAGAGAAUAGAGUUUCUAUCUCUGGUUUGUGAGAGGAAGCGUCUGUUGUCUGAUCCUUUCUUGAGGAUGCGGUGGUUGAAGAGAGUGCUCGAGUUGAACUUCUUGUUUGACGUGGCAUAGAUGGUGAUGAGCCGGUCAAAUCAAUAGUGUCAGGCAUGUUUUCUCUCAAGGCUCUAAUUGCCUAUAGAAGAUUCACGGUUUGAGUCAAGAUGUUAAGGAGGAUGUUGCAAGUUCUGUGAUGGGGAAAUGGACGGCUCUAGCCAUAUAAGUCAAGUGACCAAGAACGUGCUGCUGCCUAAUCCCGAGAAGCAUCAAGGAGUCAGCACAAUUAAGCAAUGAAUGCCAUUUACAGGACAGAUUCUACACACUCAAAUCGACCAUCGCUAUCAUCAAAGAAGCCAAACUAUUCUGGUGUUGUUGUGGCAUCCUUCAAUAGGCGAGCGCGUGUAUCCAUUGAUACCACGGAGCUUCCGGCUCAAGUUGCUUCGCCUUCCACUCAUCCACGACUGUCGUAUAAUCCUCUGGCCCAUAUGGAUCCGUCAUCUCAGCAAAUACGCCAUUCUUUCGAUAGAUUGGUAGAUCCAGGUCUUUCAGUAGUAGGUCCAGAUACGGAACAGCAUCAAACACAAAGUCGGGAAAGCUGUGGCCAAAACCACCUGGGUAUCGCCAUUUUCCGAACCGACUAUGAAGCACUGCCUCAUGCUGGAAUCUAGAUACAAACUCUGGUGAAGGAUUUCGAGGGAGAGAUGGAAUCAUAUCAUCGAAGAAGGCGUUCAUCCAGAGCGAUUGGACAUGGGAAACUAUGGGGUUGCUGAAGUUGACUAGCAUUCCCACGAAAGCAAUAUCUCGAGUCUUGAGGAACUGACUUGACGGCGGGAUGAUGAAGUGAUAUAGCGUAUACGGCGUCAGAUCUGUCGAUGGCGUAAUAGUAUCAUUGCUAGAGAGACCUUUGUCCUCUAGCAGCGUAUGAUACUUGCUAUUUUGCACUUUCUGUAUGGGCUGAUCCUUGAGGCGAGGGAACUUGUCGAAGAUCUCCUUAUCGACUUGAUCCAGGAGUGAAGCGUAAGGGAACGAGUUCGGUGACGGCGUAUGAGGCAUCCCAAUAUCCUCAGCGAUCCCUUCUGGCAGGAAUCUGAUAGGAGGAACAUGUUUCCAACCCGUUGCACAGCACAGCACAUCCGUAUGUAAUGCACUUCCGUCAGACAAGUGCACCGUUUGUGUACUCAACCUUUCGAUAUCAGCAAUAUGUAUCUUGACCAGUCCCUCCUUGACAACCUCGAAGAAGUCCUUCUCAUAGUUGAGAAUCCCUAUACUCGUUGCC
This is a messenger RNA of Fusarium odoratissimum NRRL 54006, 5345 nucleotides long. RefSeq lists its product as uncharacterized. The coding region runs from base 615 to 2096 and encodes 493 amino acids. Gene Ontology annotation, biological process: signal transduction. The transcript is spliced from 3 exons. The record is from RefSeq and is a predicted model, not a curated record. Gene Ontology annotation, molecular function: protein binding. Lineage: Eukaryota; Fungi; Ascomycota; Sordariomycetes; Hypocreales; Nectriaceae.